Messenger RNA from Monosiga brevicollis MX1, 1209 nucleotides. RefSeq lists its product as uncharacterized. The record is from RefSeq and is a predicted model, not a curated record. The transcript has 8 exons. Bases 1 to 1209 code for a protein of 402 amino acids. Lineage: Eukaryota; Choanoflagellata; Craspedida; Salpingoecidae.
AUGCGGUUGCUGUGGACAGCCACACUGGACGCACUUCAGCUUUGCCAUGACCUUCAAGUAUUGCUGGCAAGUCACAACACGCUGAUUCGCCUUCCCACAUUUCGCCUUCAAGCACUAUGGCAUAUUGAUCUGAGCAACAACCAGCUGGCCGAGGUGGAUGCAUUGGUGGCUUAUUCUUGCCUCGGCUUUGUUAAUCUUGCCAACAACAUGCUCGAUUGGCACGGCAUUGCGCGCCUUCAAGAGGUCAACAUUGCCUGGCUUGUCUUGGCUGGCAAUCCAGUUGAGGUGGAUCCCCACUUUGGCCAUGCCAUUGCGCAGCAUGCAGUUACCACCCAGCCCACAAGCAGUGGACAUGGCACGCGCCGUGCCCUUGCACCUCGAGGAAGCUCAAGCGAGAAGAAAUCCUCGCCACCCAGUGCCAACCUAGCCGAAGCCAUUCUGGCCAUGCCCUCAAUGCGGCGCAACGUCGUGUAUAUGUUAAUUGCGGCAACCCUCUUUUAUGACAUCCCUUCAGAUUUGAUGCGUGAGGCCGUGGCAGUGCACGAGGAACUUGAUGGAUUUGUUUGGCAAGCCUUUCAAAUAGGCCCUGAAGGUCGCGCUCAACUGGCCUGUAUGCUGGCUUCCAAACUCGAGCUCGAGCUUGAGGAGCGGGGCGAGACGCAAGAGGAUCUGCCUCGUGAGCUGCAGCAAGACCUGGCGCGCAUGAUGAUGCACGCUCUCCGCUGCGUGUAUGGUGUCGACGGUGAUGCUGGUUCUCGGCUCAGUGCACGACAAGUGCGCUCCUCACGCGUCUAUUCCAAUCCCACCCAUGCCGCCUAUUCCAAAGCCAUGGAUUCAAACCUGCUGGCGGUGGAGUUUGCUCGUCUGCUUGUCGUACUGCCUCGCGCCAUUCCCUAUUUGUUGAACGGAAGUAGCCGUGGAUUGACCCAGUUGCUGGCCGAUGCCACGUUGGAUGAGACCACAGCUGCACGCAUUCGUUCGCAGUUGCAAGUGGCGCUGCAGGAAGAGGCCUGGGACCGUGAUGACAGCAAUGGCACCGCGGACGGUGAAAGUGCCGAGGAGCAGCCGGAUGAGCCGUAUGGCCUUGAUGAGGACAUUGAGGAGGAAGGGCAGUUCAUCACGGACGGAGAUGUCGCAUCCGAAGUCGAGACUGACAUGGAGCCUUCUCCCGAGGUGCGUUUGAUUCUUGAUUCCUGUUUGCCUGGCUGA